AUGUCGAUCCGACCAUUGUCCAUACAUGCAGCUGAACAGUCGCCAUAUUCCCCAAGAACUCCCAUCGUCCUCCCUUCACCUCCGCCACCACCACCACCACCUCCUCCUCCUCCAAGGGAUGGCCAACCUGCAGCCUCUCCGGCACAGUCUGGGAGAUUCCCGCUUCCGCCUCCAUUGACGGUCAGCGUUGCGUCCCCUCUUGGUCUAUCGACACAUACUCCCCUCUCCGCGACAUCGUUGCACGGUCCAUUCUCCCCGUCCUAUAUUCCUUCGCCUGGCCCGAGUCCAAGGACUGCGGCACCAAUGGCUGCAAGACUGUCAGGAAAUUAUAACGUCCCUUAUGACCCUAGAGAGUGGGUAGGAGGCAGUCGACGAACGUCUUUGGUGCUGGAGGGCCGUAACAAUGGGGAGCAGGCUGAGGAAGGAAUUACCAAUCCUCCUCCUCCAUAUUCGGCCCCUUCGAAUCGUGAGCAGGCUGCCUGUACUAGUGCAGGAUCGACCAUUUCUCCUGCUGACUCGACCUUCACCGAUGGAAACCAAUCCCAAAUAAACACCCCGACCAGCACAGUGGGAGUGUUAUCGCCCCUCAACCAAGGGUCAACAUCAAUGGGUGACGGUGGUCAAAGCUAUGGCAACACAAAUGUUGCCCAGUACUUUGGUCCUCCAAGUCGUACCGGUGGCUUCGACAAUCGGUCGUCUCAUCGGAGCCUUAGCUCGCAACCACUCGAGUCACGGCCGAAUUCUUCCCUGAGUAUCACAAAGCCUCCUUCUGCCGUGACUCUGUCGAUCAGCACCACCGCCGGGCAGCAAGGUCUUCCGCUCGCGCCGUCAAGAGAAGCCCAAAUUGAUGCUACUUCGCUUCCUGCCCCUCCAGCAGCCAGAAGAGCUGCUUCGGCAGGGGCAGCUUCUUCUCAUGGAUCAUCCAAUCACAGCUAUGACGACUCAAUGUCUCGAUCAUCUUCUAAACAAGGACAAGGAAGCUGGCAACCAGGAAUGCCAUUGCCAGGUCCCCCUCCAGGUCCCCCUCCAGCUUCUUCCCGAUCACAAAGUACCGGUGGAGUUCGCAGUCUUCCUCAAUCACAAAGUGCUGGACCCAGUACUCGACCUCAUCAUCGUGUACCCUUGCGGGCACCAAUACUCAGUCCACUUCCCCCCACGCCUGCCAACUGGAGAGAUGAAUCCACCUCUCGGUCACACUCUAGGCCACCAGUGCCGCUGCAUAUUGAGACGAGCAAUCUCGACCGACCCGGGUCGACACCUAUAGGCCUUAGCCGCAGCGCGGCUCUUCGAGUGUCUUCAGCCAAAGGUUUGUUGGAGCGGCGAAAGCACCGACGGAGCACGCACGAAGGGCAAAUGGCAGAAGGAAGUGCUCUGACUAUUGACACUGACCCUUGGUUUGAUGCCAUGAGCCCGUCAGGAUAUAGCACUGAUCAUUCGCCAACAUUCGAGUCCGCAGGAAUAGGACGAGCAAGCCCAGAAGCCAGUCGCCGGGACCUUCGAACGAGCAGUCGAACAAGGCAUUCUAUCCAGAUGUCUGACGACGAUCCUUCCGUGUAUCUCUCGAAAUAUGCUGCGGGCACAUCGGCUGUAACUUCAAGCAUGGGUAACCACAGUACGCCGCUUGUACCACCCAAGGCGCUUCCUACACCUCCACUGAGUCACAAGAAUCCGACAUCUGCUCAUAGUGUCCUCCCUUCGACGUCCUCGUCAGUUUCGGAAAUGGGUCGUGGGGAUUUUGACGUCUUCAUCACGGAGGCUUCUCGUCGACACCAUGAAUUUCUCCUUCGCGAGAGUCUGGCUGACACUGAACUCGAACGCUUACAGCUCUUCAUGGAAUUUAUCGUUGAAGAGUCCAAGAUCCGUCGGCAACGUUAUCCAACGCCAUUCACGGAGGGUAAAUUCAAUCCCGCGGAAGCAAAACAGCGCUUGUUUAGUGAUGAAACGAGUGAUGGAAACGUGAGGCCCUCCACACCGGCUAUUGAAACACAUCCGCCAGUUUUGCACGGAAUCAGGGUCGACCCCCCUCAGCGCCCUGAAGCCAUGUGGUGGAAGGACUACCACCCAGCUCUCUCACCGAUUGCCAGUAUGAGUAACGACGAAUUGAGUUCUCGUGGUCGCACUGCUAGUCGGUGGUGGCAGUCUCAGGCCGGCUCCGAGACCGACGCGGGAACCCACAAAAUGAAGAGAUCGAAACGGGAGUCGAAAUAUAUGGGUCUGUCAGCUCUGUCCGUGCAGGAAGUUCUUUCGGAGGCGGCAACACCGACCAAUAUCAACGAAGUUUACAAUUCAGGAGGGGCAAAUCCGGAAGAAAAAACCCACCCGGAAACGUUUGGCUUCUACGAAGAAGCAAAUCCCAUUCCGGUGGCGGAUCCACCAGCUCUAAACCCAACGAGUCCACCGGCGCUUGAUAUCUCAAGGUUCAUUACACUUCCUCCACCAUACCCCAGGCAUUAUCCUGCUGUGAAUAACAGUCACCCCAAAUUGGCCACAUAUCGCAACCUGGUUAGAACAUUGAGUGAUUUGAGCGAGUUGCAAAAUAGAAGAUCACGACACAACCUUAGUGUGGAAGCAUUGCGAGCUGAGCAUAAACGAAAAAUCGCAGAGGGGCAAAAGGCGUUUAAGGCUAACAUCCAGGCGCAAAUCAACGAAGGAAGUAUCACGUAUGCCGAGGCCGCCGAGGCAGAACAAGCUUUGCGGAUGGAAGAGAACCGAUCAGAGAAAGCCUGUUUGAAAGUUGAAUUCGACACCUUGCAGGAUGUUGUUAUCAAUCCAAUGCACGACAUGCUAAAUGACCGAGCAGCACAGCUCAGUGCCAGCAUCAGUGAAUUGACCGAGAAAUUAGUUGCGGAGACUCAUGCUGAAAAUCUUGAUCGACCACAACAAGAGGGAGAUGCCAUGCCAGAGAUCUUGGAGUAUCUCACGCAGCUGAAAUGGCUUUUCGAGACUCGAGAAACAAUUUGCAGAGAGAUCUUUGAUCUUCUGAGUGAGCGGAACGACAAGUACAAAGCCAUUGUGCUGUUGCCGUACCACCAAGUCAGCAACAUGGACAAGAUUCGGGACACGGAAGAUUUCUUCACCCAAGACAGCCUGCAACGGCACAAAACAUUUUGUGAGGAAUCACUUGUGCGAUACCAGACAUUGUUUCAACUCGUUUCGGAAAAUGUGGCACAGGAAGUCCAGUUGCAAUCGUCUGCUUUCUGGGAUAUCGCCCCAGGUUUGCUAGAUUUAGUUCAAAAGCUGCCCGACGAACUUGACCAGCUUGGACCGAUUGCGAUUCCCGAAGUCGAAUAUGUGGAGAAUCCAGCAUAUCACGAGUUCCCGCAACAGUAUUUAUACUCACUGCUUGAUCAUGCUGAGAAAUCAACAUAUCAGUUCAUUGAAUCACAAAUCAACCUGCAUUGUUUGCUGCACGAAGUCAAAGGAAGUCUGCUUGGAGCGCAAUGUCGGGCUGGGAAAGCUAACAGGGUUCGCGCCGACAUUGACGGUGGAGGAUCAGGCGUCGACCCCACGGUCGUGCGGGAAGAGCAAGAGACAUUGGCCACGGCUGAAUUGAAGCAGCACGUGACGAUGAUUGAAGAACAAUGGCUGGAAGCCUUGGGGAGUGCCCUGCAGGGGAAGAAAGCGCAAGUGAAGAUGUAUCUAGAGAAUGUUGGAGGGUGGGAUGAAUCUUUCCAAGGGGCAGACUAA
Messenger RNA from Rhinocladiella mackenziei CBS 650.93, 3687 nucleotides. RefSeq lists its product as uncharacterized. The coding region runs from base 1 to 3687 and encodes 1228 amino acids. The record is from RefSeq and is a predicted model, not a curated record. The transcript is spliced from 3 exons. NCBI's taxonomy places the organism in Eukaryota, Fungi, Ascomycota, Eurotiomycetes, Chaetothyriales, Herpotrichiellaceae.